This is a messenger RNA of Trypanosoma rangeli, 783 nucleotides long. RefSeq names its product putative trans-sialidase. Lineage: Eukaryota; Euglenozoa; Kinetoplastea; Trypanosomatida; Trypanosomatidae. The transcript has a single exon. The record is from RefSeq and is a predicted model, not a curated record. The coding region runs from base 1 to 783 and encodes 260 amino acids.
AUGUCGCUUUUUGGUAAAAAGACGUGGCGUCUGCAGGACGUCAUGCGCACCGAUGAAACGCAGGAACUUGUGAGCAUUCUGAAGAUUACCCAUCCGUUCCGUAAGCAGCGCAUUGUCGUCGUGCCCGCCCCCCGCUAUGCAAAGGAGUCGUACUACCACGACUGGGUUUAUCAGCCCUACGCUAAGGAGCACCGCUUGUUUGUGAGCAACGACAUAUUUAAUCCCACUUCAGUCUACCUCGCCCGUGUUCUCAUCCGUCGCGGUUUCUUCCCCGGCUACGCGUACUUUCACCCCAUGGGAUUUCCGGACUGCAUCGACCUCAACCUUACCCGGCGUAAGUUUAUCGUACGGGAGCAGCCAUUGAAGACGCCCAUGCCGCUGAUCCUGCUCACACCAAACCUCUUUCGCGCGAAGCGUCAUCCGUGGGUCGCCCGCAAGGUAAUCAAGAUUGUGGGCGAGCAGUACGUCACCCACCCUCGUGAGGAGCAUCAGUCCAUGUUGUUUGUGCUCCCACCGGAGUACGUUCCAGAUGCGGUCAACACGCUGCAGAAUCUUGGGUUUCAGGUAACCGACCACACCACUGCCGUCGCAGGCGAGGCGGCUGUGCUCAGUAAGUUGAAUCGCUGGAGUGAUAUUGCGCAGCUGGUGGUUUUGGGCUACGUGUGGUUCAUGAUUGCCCUCCUUUUCGUGAAUGAGUCACGACGGAUGCAAACGAUGUUUCACGAGUACAAGCGGGAGAUGGUGGUGAAGGCAGGAAAGGACCCUGAAGAAAUGGGUCUGUAG